CUGUACUAAUACUGAAUCCCCUAAAGUGUAAGUGCGGUUACAAUUACAGGGCUAAUAUGACGUUGAGCAAUCUGAUAGGCUGCAAUGCUCGUUGCAGCUGAGACGAGUGACUGAUAGGCAGUUUGCCAGUCCCUCGCGCUACGCACGCGAGGGGCUGUCGCCGCCAGUCUAUACAGACGUGUACUUGCAAUAAUUGAUGUAUACAUGUGUGAAUGCAUUCGUGUAUUUGAACAUGUUCAUUUCUCUACAUGUCCGUGUCCUACUGCUUGUUAAUGUGACUACUGCUAAUGAUUACUGGAACAACAGAAUGUAAGUUACAGUAUAUACAGACAUGUAUGAAUGCACUCACUGCUCCUACCAUCAUCCCCCUCUCUCUGUUUCCAUGUGUGUCUGGCGCUGGUGUCUCAUUGGACUAAACAGAAGGUGAGCGGGACACUGCACUGACUUGUGACUGUACUUGUGUCAGUAUUGUUUGAGUUGCAUGAGUACAUGUGUAUUGGCAUUCAUAGUGUACAGGCUUGUGAUUAUAUUCUUUUCUCUCUCCCUACAUUUCCAUGGUUACUGAAUAUCUGGAACAAUAGGAAGUGAAGGCUAGGAAUGAGAGUGAACUGACUAGUCAUGAGACGAGAAGAGCUUCCCUCCAACAGAGACUGUCUGGUGACAUCACUGACCAGGACCGGAGACAACUGCUGGGAGAGCUGGAGGAGGUAGAGGGGGAGAUCAAGAAGUGUGUCUCAGGGAUACAAGACUGUGAGGGGUGGAUACAUCGCUACGAGAAUAGCAUUGCUGAGAUACGAGGAGAAGGACAGGAGAGGCAGAGAAAGGAAGAAUCGAAGCUAUCAGCAAAGCGGUUGUUUGAUGAGGCGAUGAAGCACGGACACGUCUCGGUCAACAUUGUCAACAUGCUUGUGUUUGGACCUGCGGGAACAGGGAAGACCAAUCUCAAGCACCUGCUAACUGACAAGCCCCCUCCACUACAGCGAGACAGCACUCCUUGUAUGGAAAAGCCAGUACGCAUUCGACCCGUGUCCAACACGAAAUUCAAGACAACUGGAAGAGGCUGGGAAGAGAUAUCUCAGCCAAAGAUGCUCAAUCUACUAGCUGAAAUCAUUGCCAAGUUACCAAAAGAAAGCACCGAUCACCUAGUUCGAAAAAUCACUGAUCGCUCCAUGGCAUCACGGAUUUCCAAUGGCUUGAAGAAAAUGAUGAUGGCAUUAAGGAUUCCCAAGAGAAUGACCACAACCAAGCCAAUUUCUGGUUCCAAAUUGAGCCCAUCGACGAACGAUUCCGAUGAACUUUCUGGCUCUGCAAGAAUGUUGGACAAAGCCAUCGAUGAAGUGAUAGCGAGUGUAGUGAGUGGUGUGGCAGAAGAGCUGCCAGCCACACAGGGAACUGACCAACUGUCGAGCAGUGACCAGCAAGAAGGAAAACUGUUUGAUUCCAACUGGGUGUAUGUUACCGACUGCGGCGGCCAGCCGCAAUUCCACGAUGUCAGCCCUCUCUUCAUCAAGCACAUUUCGGUGGCGUUGAUAGUCCUGCGUUUGAUUGACGAACUCUCCAGUUUCCCUUCUGACGAGUACUACAAGGAUGGGCAGCUUGUUGGUAGUCCUCAUGCAUCUCACAUGACCCUCGGGGAGACACUUCAGAGUCUGAUUCGAUCCAUUGAGUCCCAUACCUCACAAGAUAAGAAGCCGAAGAUGAUCUUUGUGGGCACAUUCUUUGAUCAGCUGAAGAGCUCGAAUACACUUAUCGAGAGGAAUAAAGAGAUUCUCGACAUGCUGCCACCCGAUAUCAAGAAGCUAUUGGUGUACGAAAAUCUUGGAUUGAACAAUCUGAUUUUUGGUCUCAACACAAUCAGCCGAGAAGAAGAUUCACUGGCCACUGCCAAUAGGAUUAGAAUUGCUAUUGAGCGCUCUAUUCCGUUACAAGUAAAAAUGCCCAUCUGGUGGUCCUUCUUGGAUUCACUUCUCCAGAGUUUGUCUGCCAGUCUCGAGCGAGGUGUACUAAGCAUUGGAGAAUGUCUGCAAUUAGCCACUCGAUUUGGUUAUUUGCUCCAAGAUCUUGAAGCUGCUCUGGUCUUCUUUGACAACGUGUGUAUAGCGCACUACUAUCCCUCUAUUCUCCCCAACACAGUGUUUGUGGAUGCCCAGAUUCCACUAGACAAGAUCACCGAGCUCUCACAACACGCCAUCUCCCUGAGGAAUGCACGCUCUACUGUUAGCCCAGAAGGGACAGGCGCCGAAUGGAAGAGAUUUCGAGAUGAGGGCAUAAUCACUUUAAAGUUUCUACGAUUCUUCAAGAAGCAUUACGUUGAAGGCACCUUUUCUCCAGAAGAUAUGCUGUUGAUCAUGAAAGAUCUUCUUGUGAUUGCUCCCAUUCCUCUAGUGGAGUCCACUACCCACCAAGUCGAGUUCUUCAUGCCAUCUCUACUCACAUCGAUCCCACCUGUUGAGCUAGACAAAAUCCGUUCCUCCUUCACAAUAUCACCCUUCGCUAUCUACUUUCGUAGUGGGUGUAUUCGCUCUGGAGUAUUUUGCUGUCUAGUUGUGGACGUGAUCAAGAGGUUGGACUGGAAAGUUUUACUCCCCUCAGGGAAACCAAUCUGUUUUGCUAAAAAUUGUAUCCAGCUAAGAAUUCCCAAGCACCCGUAUACCGUGGCUCUGAUCGACUCCUUCUCGUAUAUCGAAGUGUACAUUGACGUCCCUUUUCCUUUACGCAAUGAAAUAUGCCCUACGAUUCGCAACGAAAUUUUAAGCAGCAUUAAAUUGUCCUGUCAAGCAUUGCAUUACAACAACGACACACCCGAGACAGGCAUCUUUUGCCCAUGCAAGAAGAGCACUGGAAGCAAAUUGCACCUUGCUGAUUUGAGCGAACGGAAGGACUAUUGGAUAUGCUCCCAGGAGGCACGUGUGUAUGGGAAGCUCAGUGACGAACAUAGAAUCUGGCUGGACCAUAGCGAAGGUUCAGGUGAACCAUCCUCUGUUACGAGAGAUGUCACUGAAAGAACGAGUGAUCAGCUGCAAUACCCCGGUAAUUCUGUAAUGGAAGAUGUGUGCUUGAAGACGGAAGUACAUGUGCAUGUUCAUGAUCAGCGAAAUACUUCUAACCUUGCAAUGGAACAUGUGGUCAAUAAAACGAGUGAUCAACAUACCAGUGAAUUGUCCUCUGUUACAGUAAUGGAAGAUGUGUGCAAGGAGACUGGAGUGAGGGACCAACAACUAGAUCAAGAAAUCCCUGAGAGUGACAUCAUUCUAAUCGCGGAGAAAUUUCCACACCUGCUGAGCGUGCACAAGGCUUUGACAAUUGACGAUCUGCAACAUGUUUACGAGAAACUACACACUGCACAUGAAAGUGCCAGCCCUCACUGGUUCAAUCUGGGAUUGGCUCUAGGUCUAACUUACUUUGUUCUCACCAAUAUCAAUAGCAAGCAUCGUGGCGAUAAUGUGUCGUGCUUGCGUGAAAUGUUGGCUGAGCUCCUGAGUACGCAAGAUGUAACAUGGAGUCUCCUGUCAGACGCUCUCAAAAAGCCCUCAGUGAAGCUCAUCAAUUUGGCUGAUAGCAUCACAGCCACAACUCCUAACCUGCUGAAUCGACUCAACCUCACCCCAGCUGACCUUGGUGAUGUAACUGAUGUCACACGUCGUUAUGGCAAUCAAGCUGGAGUGGCUCAUGCAUUGGGAGCGUGGCAAAGUGUGAAUCCUUCCAGAGCUACCUUCAGGGCCUUGGUAGAAAUUGCCAUAGGACUGAGAAGAGGAGACACUGCUACAGACAUUUGUAGAUUCAUUGUAGAGAAUACGAGUUGAACUGACCGAAACUGAUUUUGAUCAUAAAGUUUUUUAUUGAUACUAUUUUUUCUGUAAUGCUUUGCUUUUCUGCACAUUUUUGGUAGUCUCUG
Molecule: messenger RNA, 3895 nt
Organism: Halichondria panicea
Lineage: Eukaryota; Metazoa; Porifera; Demospongiae; Suberitida; Halichondriidae
Exons: 10
Coding region: 867-3803 (978 amino acids)
Source: RefSeq, a predicted model, not a curated record